AUGACCCAGCAGAAUCAAGCAGCACCGCCGAUUACUCCUCCGGUUCCCCAGCCGGAAUCAGACUAUUACUGGGAGAAAUGCAAGGAGCACGAGUUGUGGCUCCGCCACUGUGUUGAUUGCGACAAUACCUAUUUCUACCCCAGGGAUAUCUGUCCGGCCUGCUUUUCCCGAAACACCGACUGGGUUCAGAGCAGCGGCAGGGGUACGCUCCAUACAUUUUGCAUCGUGCAUCGCGCUCCGACGCCAGCCUUUCGGGACAUGGUUCCGUACAUCCCGGCUAUAAUAGAACUCGAAGGUGGCGCACGCAUCAUCAGUCAUGUAGUCGACAUUGAGCCCGACCCUGAGGUCGUCAAGUGCGGGAUGGCAGUGCAGGUGGUCUUUGACGAUUUGACCGACACUAUAACCCUACCCAAGUUCCGGCCCGCCGACUAA
Geodia barretti is the source of this 432-nucleotide messenger RNA. Lineage: Eukaryota; Metazoa; Porifera; Demospongiae; Tetractinellida; Geodiidae. The record is from the annotation of a GenBank genome assembly.